GGGCAACGAUGACGUGAAUUUGAAAACAUGGCUGUAGAAACAGAUGGAAAAUGUACACUGAAAGGUUGAGGGGCUGUUAACUGUGCAUAGUCAAAGCUCGGGCAACAACAGGCGAAGAAAUAUAGAGGUGAAAAGCUCAGUUGAAGAGUUUCACCAGCUGCUCGUUCGCGGCACGAGCGCGCGACCAAAAGUGAAGAAUGAGCCAGUGGCACCAGGUGCAGCAGUUACAGGGCAGGCUGCUGGAGCAGGUGAGCGGCCUCUACGAUGACAACUUCCCCAUGGAGAUCCGACACACGUUCGCACCGUGGAUCGAGAGCCAGGACUGGGACACGGCCAUGGGCCACGAGUCGAUGGCUGCCGUUCUGCUCAGCAUCCUCCUGUCACAGGUUGACGACUGCUGCAGCCAGGAGCAGAACUUCCUGCAGAAGCACAGCCUGAAGAGGAUACACCAGCAGCUGCAGGGGAAGUUCCAAGCCAACCCGCUGCACAUGGCUGGCGUCAUCGCCGACUGCCUGAGAGAGGAGAGACGCAUUCUUUCCUCCGCCAGCUUCCUGGAGCAGGAGCCGACUGAGGAGUCCAUGGAGAGCUUUGCGAGCUCAGAGAGUCACAGGAACAUGGACGCCAGGGUGUCAGCCAUCAGGGGUCGUGUGCAGGUGAUUGAUCAGAUGGUGAAGGACCUGGAGCACAUGCAGGAAGACUUUGAAUACCGAUACAAAACCCUUAAGUCUUACAGUCCCUCUGCAUCCACCGAUGAGUUUGUCAAGCGUGAAGUCGAGACGUUCAACUAUAUACUCAAAGUUCUGGACUUCAAGCGCAAGGAGAUCCUGACCACUGUGGGAGAAGUGAUCACCGAGGUUGACAUGCUGAUGGGGUCCCAGCUGGAGCCUGAGCUCAAGGCCUGGAAGCGACGACAACAGAUUGCCUGCAUUGGCGGCCCGGAGCUGACCAGUGUGGACCAGCUACAGUGCUGGUUCACAUUGACAGUGCAGAGUCUCUUUCUGAUCAAGAGACAGUUGGACAAGCUGGAGCAGCUCUUCCUGAUAGUUACAUACGAGACUGACCCCAUCCCUCAGCAGAAACCUCUCUUGGAAGAUCAUAUGAAACGCCUUAUCUCUCACCUGGUGAAAAUGUCCUUUGUGGUGGAGAAACAGCCUUGCACACUGAACUAUCCUCAUAAGCCUCUUGUGAUAAAAACUGGGAUAUACUUCAGCACCAGACUCAGAUUGCUGCUUAAACUUCCAGAGGUGGACUAUCAGCUUAAAGUGAAGACAGCCUUUGACAAGAAUGUGUCAGGUGGCACACUGCAUCGGCAAUUUGAGAUAUUAAACAACAAUCCCAAACAGAUGGACAUUGAUGAGUCAUCCAAUGGCUGCCUUGCAGUGGAGUUCAGACACCUGCAAUUAAAGGACAAGAAAGGCAGCAGCACUUCAAAGAACGAGGGCUCUCUUACAGUAACGGAGGAUCUCCACAUCCUCACGUUCCAGGCCAGGCUCUGUCUUCAGGGCCUUAGCAUCGACCUGGAGACCUCCACCUUGCCCUUGGUGGUCAUCUCAAACAUCAUCCAGCUCCCUGCAGGCUGGGCCUCAGUUAUGUGGUACAACCUUCUGACAGAUGAGCCCAAGAACCUGUCCUUUUUCAACAACCCUCCAUGUGCCAAUUGGUCCCAGCUGGCCAAGAUGCUGAGCUGGCAGUUCUCUACAAUUACUGGCCGCAGUCUCACCACGGAACAGCUUGAAAUGCUGGGAGAAAAACUCUUGGGUGAUCACGCCCUCCAGAGUGAGAGCCAGGUGUAUUGGUCCAGGUUCUGCAAGGAAAACAUUCCUGGAAAGACCUUCAGUUUCUGGCUGUGGCUGGACUCCAUCCUGGAACUCAUCAAGAAAUGCCUACAGCCUGUGUGGAUCGAUGGGUGCAUCCUGGGCUUCGUGAGCAAGGCCCGUGAACGGGCUCUACUGAAGGACAAGGCCCCGGGCACCUUCUUGUUGCGCUUCAGCGAGAGCCAUCUAGGGGGGAUCACUUUCACCUGGGUGGAGCAGGACUAUAACGGGGAAAAAAGUUUUAGCUCUGUGGAGCCCUACACCAAGAACCAUCUCAACAUGCUGCCUUUUGCCGACAUCAUUCGCGACUACAAGGUUCUCACUGAUGGCAACGUGCCAGAAAGUCCAUUGAAGUUUCUCUACCCGGACAUCCCCAAGGACAAAGCAUUUGGGAAGCAUUACAAUCGUCUGCAUACAAAAGCCUUUCCGUACAUCCCUCUGCACUUUCUUCCCAUCUCUAUGCGGCAGCUCUCCGCUGCAUCUCCCCAGACACCCCCAAAGAUACCCCUGUUCGACCUGCCCUUCAGCCCAAACCCGAGUGACCUUGAAGAGACUUUUGAUCCUCAAAUUUUAGAGGAAAUCCUGUACUCGAUCUCCGUUCCAAACAGUUUGAAUGCCACUUAAGUGAGUAGAGCUUUGCGUGCUGUGUGAACCAAGAACAGCUGCUACUGUAAAACCUGCCCAUCUUCAGUGUGGAAUUAAGCCACUGCUGGAGUUAGUUCCUAACAAAUGUAUUUCUGCUAUUAUGAUUUCAAAUACAUAACUUCAGAACAGUACAUAAGUUGCUAAAAACUGUGAAACCUCAAAAAAAGUGGAUGUAUUAAGUAACCGUUUCACAGAGAUCAGCAUUAGAUUAGAAUAAUUACCAUUCUAUAUAUAUAUGGGCAUAUAUUUAUAUAUAUCUGUAUAAACACAGGUUUUGAUUCAGUUUUUUUGUUGGGUAGCGAAUGGGAUUUUUAAUCUACCUGAAGAGUGAAUACCAGUUCUAUUAAGACUUUAUGCAGAAAACCAGUUUUAGCUGAUGCCUUUAUCUAAGGCAUCUUACAGUUAUUCACCCAUUUAUACAGCAGGGUAUUCAUAAGUAUUAUGCUCAAAAGCAAAGCGCACACACUGUCUAAACCGCUUGUCCCAUAUGGGGCGCGGGGAGCUGGAGCCUAACCCAGCAACAC
This is a messenger RNA of Scleropages formosus (Asian bonytongue), 2983 nucleotides long. RefSeq names its product signal transducer and activator of transcription 4 (gene stat4). NCBI's taxonomy places the organism in Eukaryota, Metazoa, Chordata, Actinopteri, Osteoglossiformes, Osteoglossidae. The coding region runs from base 198 to 2438 and encodes 746 amino acids. Gene Ontology annotation, biological process: regulation of DNA-templated transcription; signal transduction. Gene Ontology annotation, molecular function: DNA-binding transcription factor activity; DNA binding. The record is from RefSeq and is a predicted model, not a curated record. The transcript has 23 exons.